Aspergillus thermomutatus is the source of this 402-nucleotide messenger RNA. It is a transcript of the gene RPL26A, whose product is annotated as 60S ribosomal protein uL24. The record is from RefSeq and is a predicted model, not a curated record. Bases 1 to 402 code for a protein of 133 amino acids. Gene Ontology annotation, molecular function: RNA binding; structural constituent of ribosome. Gene Ontology annotation, biological process: ribosomal large subunit biogenesis; cytoplasmic translation. Lineage: Eukaryota; Fungi; Ascomycota; Eurotiomycetes; Eurotiales; Aspergillaceae. The transcript has 3 exons. Gene Ontology annotation, cellular component: ribosome; cytosolic large ribosomal subunit.
AUGACCGUCAUGAACAACGGAAUCGCCUCUUCCCGCCGGAAGUCGCGCAAGGCGCACUUCAGCGCUCCCUCCAGCGAGCGCCGUGUCAUCAUGAGCGCUCCUCUGAGCAAGGAACUCCGUGAGAAGUACAACGUUCGCGCCAUCCCCAUCCGCAAGGACGACGAGGUCACCGUUGUGCGCGGCUCCAACAAGGGACGCGAGGGAAAGAUCACCACCGUCUACCGUCUCAAGUGGUGUGUUCACGUCGAGCGUGUCGUUCGUGAGAAGUCCAACGGCCAGAGCGUCCCCAUCCCCAUCCACCCCUCGAAGGUCGUGAUCACCAAGCUCAAGCUGGACAAGGACCGCGAACAGAUUCUGGAGCGCAUUGGAAAGGGCCGUGAGGCUGCUAAGGCUCGUGCUUAA